This is a messenger RNA of Platichthys flesus (European flounder), 3351 nucleotides long. It is a transcript of the gene vgll4a, whose product is annotated as vestigial-like family member 4a. The transcript is spliced from 6 exons. Gene Ontology annotation, biological process: negative regulation of DNA-templated transcription. The coding region runs from base 177 to 956 and encodes 259 amino acids. The record is from RefSeq and is a predicted model, not a curated record. Gene Ontology annotation, molecular function: transcription coactivator binding. NCBI's taxonomy places the organism in Eukaryota, Metazoa, Chordata, Actinopteri, Pleuronectiformes, Pleuronectidae.
CUGUUCCGCUCGCCUCCACCAGGGCCGCUCUCCACUCUUUUGUUUGAGGUAGAAAAGUGCAGCAGUCAGACGGAGGCUCUGCUGCUGUUGUUGUGGACUGAAGCUAACUUUCGUCGACUGAGACACCAGCCCGCUUGUUCUCUCCGCUGGCACGACUAGCUAGCCUGUUCGUGUAAAUGCUUUUCACUAGAAUGGACCUGCUGAACUCUCAGUUCCUGGACAAGAUGAACAAUAACAUCGGGAGACUGCACUACGACGAUGAGUCCAGGACACCCCCCAUGCCCACGGCCAUGUCCAACAUAACCGGCCCCCCUCCUCACUGUCCAAGCAAACGGAAGUAUGGAGAAGAACAAAUGGAUGACCGAAUGAACUGUGAUGACGACCACAUGACCAAAAUGAGCAGAUUGUUUGCCAGUCAGCUGGCCCGUCCCUCUGCUGGAGACAACCGUAAUGAGCUCUGGAGUCACAGUCCUGUGGAGCACAUUACAUCCUCUUCUAAUGGUCUACAUGGGACCCACUUAUAUGCUUCCAUUUCGGGCUAUGCUGUGGACCAGCCUCUGCCUCUGACCAAAAGCAGCCAUGACAUUGGAGGAGGGGGCAGAGAGAGAUCUGUCAUGGGUGGGACUGUAGAGCGGCAGCAGAAUCGUCCCUCAGUUAUUACCUGUGCCCCGGCGAGCAACCGCAACUGUAAUCUCUCUCACUGCCACAUGAACGGCUGCUCUCCCAGCCCACCCGCUGAUCAGAGGAAGACCAAUGCCAACACAGUAUGUGACCCUGUGAUUGAGGAGCACUUCCGUCGCAGCCUUGGGAAAAACUACAAAGAAGCGGAGCCUGAGUCCAACUCGGUGUCCAUCACAGGCUCGGUGGAUGACCACUUUGCCAAAGCUCUGGGAGAUGCCUGGCUCCAAAUCAAGGCCAAGGGCGGGGGUCAUCAGAGCCCAGAUGCAGAUCCAUGAAGCGGAGGGGAGUAAACAUUAAAAUCGCCUUCUUUAGUCUUUGCUUCUUGCCAAGCAUCAACUUCCCUUAGCCAAGAACAAUGUAAGAUGUGGUGCUGCCAGGCCGUUCACUUGUGGGCGCUGAGGUUAACCUCUUAUUAGAACACUGGGGGAGUUUUCCAAUCAAAGAAGAAAAGUAAAUGUUCCAUACUGUAAUUGGAUUGACGAAGGUGGUUGUGGAAUUUAUACAAUCAUAGAUUUUACAAUUGGUUGUCAGCAUCUGUUCUGUUAAACCGGCCUUUCACUUGCCUUGAUAGCCAAAGAACCCUCCCCCCCGCCUUUCUCUCAAUAUAUAAGCCAUAGAUCUGGUCUUCAACGUUUUCACUCUAUAAACUCUCACUGCUUUUUGAAUCUAUAUUACUUGAAAAGGACAACCAGGUCUCAUCUGCACUAUAACAUUCAGACCUGUUAGGUGGCAGGUCGCCUGUUUCAGUUGGAACUGAUGUGUUUGAGAACGCACCUGGUUUUGAAAUGGUCAUAAUGCAAGUCAGGCUCUGGUCCCUCUGCUUUCUGAAGACCCUCGACUAACCUUCGUCUUCUUUAUGAUCCUGAACUGGACGUAUCGACUGAUGGCUAAAUCGUUUUAGUUUCCUGUUUAUAUGCUCACUGUGGCUGAUUACUUAGUAAACUAAUAUCAAUCAAAGUACAUAUCCCUAACUAGAAAGCAUGUUUCAAAUAGCUGGUUUCUAUUACAAUCCUUAUUCUAUACUAUAUAUAUAUAUAUUUACUCAGAAUUUAUUUUUUAUCUAUAACGUGUUAGAAAUACUCACUGCUGGUACAGUUGUACUCAAUAUAUUUUUUUGUAUCUGGUUUUCAUUACUAUAUGGAGGUUUAUCUUAUUCAUCUAAACAUCACAGCCUCUGGCAAGGUUGUCUGAAUGCAGUUUAAUAGGCUACGUUGCUUUGUUAUUCUGUGGAGCUGGAUGCUUUAUACACGACUGAAUACAGUGAAAUCUGACUUUCUACAGCACAGUCUGUAAGCAGUGGCUUUAUUUAUUCUCAGCACAUUGAUAUUUUUAUGUAUAGGACAACGGGAUUCUUACUUUGAGUUAAUGAGAACAAAGGAGUCUGUCUCCAUCGCUUCAGUGACAAUAUUAUAUCCUUAAAAUUAUCAUUUUAAUGAAGAAUUAACUAGAAUAGCACCCAGUAGAGCACGUAGGUCCACCAAGGCCCAACAUUCCCUUUUUAAAUUAAAUCAACCCGUGUAAAACUACAAGCAUAAAUUGAAGUUAGUGCCCUUAUUAUGCCAGAUUUUUUUCAUUAACAUCCAUAAAUGAUUCUGUGUGAAAUCUAAGGAAAUGUCAAAGUAUAAAAUCUUCUGGAUCUACCCUUUUUCCCAUCCUUCCACAAAGUUUGAUAAAAAGCCUUUGAGUAGUUUUCGUGUAAUCCUGCUGACAAACUAACAAACAGAGGCGAUAAUAUAACCUCCUUUUCGGAGUUAAAUUAAUAAGAUGUAGGAUCAACAUUCCACCAUUGACUUGACUCCACGACUGCCUGACAUGCAUCAGUCAUUUCAGUUGUGUUUACUAAAUACUGUUACAAACUUUUUUGUGUUCUUUAGAUCAAUAUGUCAUGGUGAGCGUUGCAGAAAUCUUCCUUAUCGUGGACAAAAUGUGUCAGUGAGCCACAAUUUAUCUUCAAAUGCAGUUGAGUUUUUAUUAGAAUUAAUUUCUCACCCUUUUCUGGAAGUUGUCUACAUAUAGUAGCUUAAUCUAUUUGUCAACACUGAUUAAGAGAGUAUUGUAAAUUCAGACUUUUGUAUGUUAAUUAGCUGUUUGUGAAAACCUAAACCUUUUUGUAUUAAUAAUAUUUUACAGUUUAAAAAAAAAAAAAAAAUGUUACACACACACUAUCCUUUCUUUAUAUUUUAUUUUAGCCAUGUAAGACUAUCGUUGCGCCGCGCGGAAUGAUCCUAGAUAUUUUGUUUUCUAUUCAGAGUAGUGUAGCAUGGACGCUCAUAAUAUUCUAACCAUGCGUUCUGUCUUUCUAAACGUUGAUUCUUAUUAUCCCACAGUUAUCAGAUGAUUAAGUGCAGGAACACAACAGUCUGUUGAUAAAACACUUCUCUUGGUGCAGCGUCUACACCAACAGUUUAAAGAGUGACUGUGUGUACCAUAGUGGAAUUUAGGGAUUAUUAUUAUGGGGGAUCUGCUUGUUUGACACAAGUAGAUUUGUCUCAGUAAUAUGUACGGGGGUAUUAGUCCGUUGUUAUUUAAUUGCUUUGUUUAGACCGUCUGUAUCACAGAGGCCGUCAGCAGAAAGGACCUGACUUGUUCACUUUUGUUAUUUUUUUCUCUGGAAGAAAAUGCCACUGUUUGUACUUAAUUUCUUCCAAAUAAACAUGCAAAUGAAAUGUC